AUGUGUGCCUGGAACCGUUAUGGAGACCGAAAUACGGGUGAUGAUCGACGUGAUCGAACAUAUUAUCAUGAAGAUCGAAGCUAUGUAGGUUAUGAUUCUGGUGAUCAAUAUGGAUAUCGUUAUCGUGAUAGUCGGUUUCGAGAAUACGACCGUCGAGAAUACAGUCCUGUCAUAAGGGACUAUGACGAUCGUCAUGAUAGCAGAGAAUGGAGCUAUCGUCAGUAUCGUGAAUCGCAACGCCGUGGCGAUGAAUACUAUGGAGGGUAUUCACGCAAUGCGGAACGUUAUGACGACAGAUAUGACCAUAUGUCAUACCCACAUGGCGAUAAAACUGCCGGCAGAUAUUUGACUAGGGUUAUAGAGCGAGAAAGGGGUGAAACAGAUCGUUCUCCUGGACCUACUGCGAAUAAUAGUAGUGGUUCACAUAAUGAUUUUGGUACCAGUGGAGAUGCCAUAUCUAGAAACGUAGAUUCAAACAGGGGAGGUUACGUUGGUGCUCGAGAACAGAUCGUAGACGAAUAUGGUGAUGUCCGAAGUCAUCGUACAAUUGACACAGAUGAUCGCAAUGCUACAUCUAGUUCCGGUACUAGAACCGAAUCGGCGGUAAAAGUGGAGUGGUAUAUGCACCCGCGUUAUCAGGGUUCAAGGCGUUCAGGAUCAGAUCCCAAAGAAGAUAACAAAUCAUACACAAGGCCACGUAGGAACCAUGCCGAUAGUACAGCUGAGCGAGAAAAUAGUGCAACUGUGUUGGUACGUAACCUUUUGCCAACAAUUAGUGCUGAAGAUGUUGAGAAUGCAGUUUCAGAUUUGUGCAUACAAAAUGGCACAUCUGCGCCUAAUACAGUGAACAUACGAUCAUAUCAAACUGGGUAUGGUGGUGUGUCACAACACAGCUUGGGUAUAGCUGACGGCUACAAUUUUGAUGCCACCGCGGAACGGUUCGCAGUAGUUACCUUUCCAUCUCCCGGUAACGCGGCCCGAUUUAUGGAAUGUGUAAAGAGCCGAAAGCUGGAAGUCAAUGGUUUAGAGUUUUAUGUGGAAUAUGAUACUCUGGAAGUGAACGCUGGUAAAAGUGCAAACGAUAAAAUAAUGAACUACGAUGAUAUGCUAGAAUUCGAAACGCUUAUGAAACGUCGUAUCUUCUCAUGUGACUGGAUAUGUCCAUCAUGCCGUUUUAUCAAUUUUGCCAGAAGAACAACAUGUCUAAGCUGUGAAAAGGUAAAACCUUCAGAAGAGCAACUGCAAAGUCAGAAUCUCCUUGUAGACGCUGCUUCAGCAGGACAGACUAAAUUGAUACAUACCAAUGUGACUGAUGUAUCGUCUUGGGUAGUAUUGAAGGGUAUUCCAUUGGCUGCCGACCCUUCUAAGUUGGUCAUCCUGGUAUGUAGUAACGUACCUGAAGGUGCAGCACACCUGCAACGUUGUGUGUAUGUUAUAGACCCUCAACCUAAAAGUAGAAGGGGGUUUAUGUUCUGUCAAUUUUCAUCGGUUGUGCCUGUAACCGGAUUCCAAGAAGCUCUAGGUGACAAAUUAUCGGAGUUGAUCCAUUUUCAUGAUGGAUACCUUAGGCUAGAGGCAGUACGUUCUCUUGAGAAGCAGGUGGCGGACGAGCUUCUAAAGGGUGUGCGUAUGAACACGCUGAAGGUACACUAUGAAUUCCAUCAGGAGACUUUUGUAGCCACCGCACUCGCUGAUGAACCUACUGCAAAACUGGUUGGUAACAAGGAGUGUCGUACUGUUAAGGUGAAAACUACCAAUGUAGGUGCUUUAGAGCAACUAUGCAACACACACAAUGCUCCACCUGGUUCAAGGAAAUAUGUUAAUUCGUGGUUGUGCAAAGAAAUAGCACUACCAGAUGGGAAACCUGAUACCGCAAAGCUUACGUAUGAUCCAACUUCUGACUAUUUCUAUGAUUAUCGGCUAGGUGUGUACUUCGACGCUGCGAGCGGGUAUUACAUGUCUCUAAACAAGGACUAUUAUGUAUGGGAUGAACCAUCGUCUGCGCUUGUUAUAGUAGAGCAGCAAGGGUCACAUGACCCUGCCGAUCAAGGCAAUGCCCAACAGAAUCCGUCCAAUGUGGCAGGAUUAUUGGAAUCUGCAUUGAAGGCAGCGCAGAUGACCAAUCAGAGCACGCAGAAGGCAACGAAUAGGGCUGCUGAGAAGUUAUCAAGCGACAACUUAGGGAAGCCACAGUGUUCGGAUAUCGUCAAGGAAGGUGGGAGUGGCUCUCAUAUUGUCACAUCUGCAUCUCCAGUAGGCCCUCUUGCGCCAUCCCAGCUUCCGGAUGAGAUAUUUAGAACAUUUGACCUUUCUAUACAAUCGGAUGAUGAGUGUGAGAUGGAAGUUGAUUGCGCUGAUAAGCCGUCAACAAUCAUUGAUACUUCGGGUGUUGUUACCGCGUCUAAGAAGGUAUUGAAAGUGGAAGUACGACCUUUGGUGGUCUGCUUAGUAUGCCUUCGGAUGUUUACUGACCAAUCGAAAUUAGAGUUGCACGAGCGUAGGUCGCGGUACCACCAGAUAAUGCUGGAGUGUGACCGUUCUAUCACAUAA
This is a messenger RNA of Babesia sp. Xinjiang, 2550 nucleotides long. RefSeq lists its product as uncharacterized. Gene Ontology annotation, molecular function: RNA binding. Lineage: Eukaryota; Apicomplexa; Aconoidasida; Piroplasmida; Babesiidae. The record is from RefSeq and is a predicted model, not a curated record. Bases 1 to 2550 code for a protein of 849 amino acids. Gene Ontology annotation, cellular component: nucleus. Gene Ontology annotation, biological process: mRNA splicing, via spliceosome. The transcript has a single exon.